AGUCUAUUACUAUUUGAGUUCUGAUCUAAAGACAUUAUACAACUAUUAGGUUAGGUUUGCGUAUUUGUAAACUCUCGUUUAAUUUAUUAUUAUCGUUUCCUGCUAAUAUAAACAACAUUGUAAAAUCAAAUGCUAUAUUUUUUUUCUAAAACUUCUCGAGACAAACUAUUAUGUAUGAAUCGAAUGUUAAAAAUAGGACUUUUUAUAUAUUGAAAAUAACAUAUAAAUACGUAAGUUCAUUUUUUUAAUAACUGGCAACACUGUUUUGCCUUGACGUACUGAAUGCGAAGUACAGUGCAGGUGAACGUGAACAUAUAAAUAUUUUAUUGUGUAUUUUUCGAAAAUUUUCUCUAUUAAACGUAAAUAUAACAACCUUUUGGACAAUUAAUACCAAAAUAUGGGUGUAUGAAUAGGUUAUAGACGGAAACUUUGUGCUCGAAACCAUCGUGGACUGCUAUCCUGAGCUGUGAAAUUUCACAUUCAGUGAUGGCUGAUCCUGAUCCGGAAACCCUAUUGGAAUGGCUGAAUAGCGGCAUGGGCGAUGAGCGCGAUAUGCAGCUUAUCGCCCUUGAGCAGCUCUGUAUGUUACUGUUAAUGUCCGACAAUGUAGAUCGAUGUUUUGAGAGUUGUCCACCGAGAACAUUUUUACCGGCAUUAUGUAGAAUUUUUCUAGACGAACAAGCCCCAGAAAAUGUAUUAGAAGUCACCGCUCGCGCCAUCACUUAUUAUCUGGACGUUUCAGCAGAGUGCACAAGAAGAAUUGUUGCUAUUGAGGGAGCUGUAAAAGCUAUAUGUAAUAGAUUGGUGGUAGCUGAAUUAUCGUCUAGAACUAGUAAGGAUUUAGCCGAACAAUGCGUAAAGGUGCUCGAAUUAAUAUGUACCCGAGAAGCUGGAGCAGUAUUUGAUGCAGGUGGAUUGAGUUGCAUCCUACCCUUUAUUCGCGAUAAUGGUCAAAGAGUUCAUAAAGAUACACUUCAUUCCGCUAUGGCUGUCGUUUCUAGAUUAUGCACAAAAAUGGAACCAGCAGAUGCUCAAUUGCCCACUUGUGUCUCUGCACUCAGCACGUUAUUACAUCAUGAAGAUUCACAUGUGGCUGAUGGUGCGCUAAGGUGUUUCGCUUCUGUUGCGGACAGAUUCACACGGAGAGGAGUAGAUCCAGCACCUCUUGCACAACAUGGUUUAGUAAAUGAACUGUUGAGCAGACUCUCAAACGCUGCAGGCCCAACUGCGGCCAGUGGUACCCAAACUACUCCAGGUAAAACACCAUCAACCAGUAACCCAACAACAGUUACAGCUGAUUCUAAAGCAAACGCAGCUUCCGUUUCUACAAUAAUUAGCCUUCUGUCGACUCUCUGUAGAGGAUCUCCUUCUAUUACUCAUGAUUUACUGAGAUCAGAAUUAUUGGAUGCUAUAGAAAAGUCUCUAAAAGGAGACGAACGAUGCAUAUUAGAUUCGAUGCGUUUAGUUGAUCUUCUUUUGGUUCUACUUUUCGAAGGUAGAAGAGCUUUGGGAAAGUCCGGAUCGUCAUCAUCUGGACAACUUAUGCCUAGAAUGAGACGUAUGGAUUCUGCAGCUGAAAAAUCCCAUAGACAAUUAAUUGAUUGCAUAAGAUCUAAAGACACUGAUGCCUUAAUUGAAGCAAUAGAAAAUGGAGGGGUUGAAGUGAACUUUAUGGAUGACGUUGGACAAACUCUUUUAAAUUGGGCUUCGGCAUUUGGUACCCAUGAAAUGGUCGAGUAUCUAUGCGAAAAAGGGGCGGACGUUAACAAAGGCCAACGAAGUUCAUCAUUACAUUAUGCUGCUUGUUUUGGUCGUCCUGCAAUAGCCAAAGUUUUAUUACGUCAUGGUGCUAAUCCAGAUUUGAGAGACGAAGAUGGAAAAACACCCCUAGACAAAGCAAGAGAAAGAGCGGACGAAGGUCAUAGAGAAGUAGCAGCAAUUUUACAAAGUCCGGGCGAAUGGAUGAUACCAGUCGAUAAAGAAAGAAGUAGGAAAUCAGAAUCUGAGAAUGAAGAUAGCAUCGAACCUAGAGGUGAUCCAGAAAUGGCCCCUGUAUACUUACAACGAUUAUUACCUGUAUUUUGCGCAACAUUGCAAUCUACUAUGCUGGCAAGUGUUAGAAAAGCCAGCUUGGGGUUAAUUAGAAAAAUGGUACAUUACAUACAACCAAAUUUAUUGGCGGAACUUUGUUCUUUGGAAGCGAAUCCUAAUUUUGGAACACAAAUUGUUGAAGUUAUCGCUACUGUGUUAGAUAAUGAGGAUGAUGAAGACGGACAUUCAGUAAUUUUAUUAAUUAUUCAAGAUUUGAUGGUGAAAUUACAAGAUGUCUUCUUAGAUCAUUUUGCAAGAUUAGGAAUUUUUACUAAAGUGCAAGCUUUGGCCAGUCCGCCCGAAAUACAAGAAAACGAAGAAACCGAAACAACCAAUGAAGAAACUACUGAAUCUGUUCAAAUUGAAGAUGCCAAGGAAAUAUUACCCGGUAAAGCUUACCAUUGGAGAGAUUGGUCUAUAUGUAGAGGAAGAGAUUGCUUGUAUAUUUGGUCGGAUGCUGCAGCUUUGGAAUUGUCAAAUGGUUCGAAUGGUUGGUUCAGAUUCAUAUUAGAUGGAAAAUUGGCUACUAUGUAUUCCAGUGGGUCUCCAGAAGGAGGAGCUGAUACAUCAGGGAAGAGUCGUGCUGCCGAUUCCCUUACAACAGAAGAAAACCGUGGAGAAUUUCUUGAAAAAUUGCAAAGGGCCCGUUCGGCAGUUAGAUGCGUUAACAAUUCGACACCUCUUCUUUCAAAACCAGGCGCUACACGAUUAGUAGUAGGAAAUUGGUCAUUAACGUCGAGGAAGGAAGCUGAAAUACAUAUACAUAAUUCAGAUGGACAACAACAAACUACAAUUUUACGAGAAGAUCUCCCUGGAUUUAUUUUUGAAUCGAACAGAGGCACCAAACACUCAUUCAUUGCUGAAACAUAUUUAGGUCCAGAAUUUUCUGCAGGAUGGACCAACAAGAAAGGCAAACGAUUGCGUUCCAAAUUGGAAGCGACUAAAAUGAAAGUGAAAUAUUUGGCUCACCAAAUUUAUGAACAAUAUUUCAGAGUAGCACAAGCCCAACCCAGAGGCAUUGUUGCCAAAUUAGGAAACAUUGUUGCGCAAAUAGAACGUGCAUGUCAAAAGCAAUGUUCGUAUGGAAACAACAGAGAAGGUGGAAAUAGUUGGAAGGAGAUUCUCCAUAAUGCUUUAGAUGAAUUGACAGAAAUUCUUAUGGAAGAUGGGGUUGUAUCUGCAUAUGAGUUACAUAGCUCCGGUUUAGUACAAGCUUUAUUGUCGUUAUUAUCUACCAGCUAUUGGGAACAAGGCUUGAAAUCGAGCAAAAUGAAUAAAUUACAAAAACAAAGAGUACAAGUAUUCAAGCAAUGCUUUAGAAAUAAAAUCAACGAAGAUAAAUCGCCCUAUUUAAUUUUAGUCCAUAAGUUAAUAUCUGUCCUGGAAAGUAUUGAAAAACUGCCUGUUUACUUAUAUGAUACCCCCGGUACUGGUUACGGUCUUCAAAUAUUAACCAGAAGAUUAAGAUUUAGAUUAGAAAAAGCCGCAGGUGAAAGUACUUUGAUUGACCGAUCAGGAAGAAGUUUGAAAAUGGAACCUUUGGCAACUGUAGCGCAGUUAGAAAGAUAUUUAUUGAAAAUGGUAGCGAAACAAUGGUACGAUUACGACCGCAGUACCUUUCAAUUCCUUAAAAAAUUGAAAGAAUCCAAAUAUCAAACUUUCAAACACACUCACGAUUUCGACGAAAACGGUCUGAUAUAUUUCAUCGGUACAAAUGGUAAAACAAGCUCCGAGUGGGUUAAUCCGGGACAGUACGGACUUGUAACUGUUACUAGUUCAGAUGCGAGAAAUUUACCUUACGGUAGGGUAGAAGAUAUACUUUCUCGAGAUACAUCAGCUUUAAAUUGUCACACAAACGACGACAAACGCGCUUGGUUCAGCAUAGAUCUUGGCGUCUACAUAAUACCGACAGCUUAUACACUCAGACAUGCCAGAGGAUAUGGAAGAUCGGCUUUGAGAAAUUGGCAUUUCCAAAUGUCUAGAGACGGUAACACUUGGACUACGUUAUACACUCAUACUCACGAUAUGUCUCUUAAUGAUCCUGGUAGUACCGGUACGUGGCCGAUAGAAGUUUCCCCAGAAGAAUCGCAAGGUUGGCGACACGUCAGAAUACAACAAGCCGGUAAAAAUGCAUCAGGUCAAACGCACUAUUUAAGUUUGUCUGGAUUCGAAAUUUACGGACAAGUGACGAGUAUAUGUGAAGAUAUGGGCAAGGCGCACAAAGAACAAGAGGCACACAUGAGAAAACAACGACGUUUAGUCAAAUCGCAAUUACUUAAACAUAUGACUGUGGGCGCUCGAGUCGUUAGAGGUGUUGAUUGGAAAUGGAGAGAUCAAGAUGGAAAUCCAUCUGGUGAAGGUACUGUCACCGGAGAACUUCACAGCGGAUGGAUAGACGUGACUUGGGACCAUGGUGGUUCCAAUUCGUAUCGUAUGGGAGCUGAGGGCAAAUACGAUUUGAAGCUAGCUCCCGGAUAUGACGUAGAAACCACCGUCGCCUCGUCUUCAAAACAAUGUUCCGGAUUGAAGCAAAAGAACGACAAAGACAAACAAAGCGUUUUAACUAGUAGAAAAAGUAGUUCUACUCCUAGUUUGCCGGAAGCGACAGAUGCUAAAGCUUCAGUAGCUAGUACGGAACAAGCUGCGUCAGCAGAUAAUUUGGCAGCUAAACAAGCCGCAGAAACGAUUGCUGAAAGCGUAUUAUCAGUAGCGCGUAACGAAGCACUAGUUGCUGUUACAAGUGAAUCGCAAUCAGUAUCAAAUGAAAGUGAACUAUCAGUUGUAGUACAUCCGCAUAAUGAUCUCUCUACUAUAAAUAAUUCCACCGAUUUGGCAACGAUAGUCGAAAGUUUAACAUUAUGUGAUACCGAUUCCCAAAAACCGACGUCGAACACUAAUUCCAAUUCGAAUACAAAUAAAUCGAAUCGUAAUUCGAAGAUGAGUAAUUCGCAGGCCGCGGUAGCUGCUCAAAGUUUCGUAGAGGCGGUUGAGGUUCUAGAUAAAUUACGUGAAGGUUCCGAUAUGCUUAGAAAUAAUACUAAUAACUUUUUAUCGGCCGAAUUAUUACAAUCUGCUUUGAAUCUCGGUCAGAGCGGACAUCAGCUUUCCGGCGUUAAAAUAUCGGUGUCGGGUAAUUCGGAAACGGACGAGGAAAAGCCGCCGAGGCGAAAAACUGAUUCGGUGAAAGGCGGAAAUUGUAGUAGUGAUAAAGAUGAGGCUGUGACGAAUACUAAUAAUGCUAAGAACAGUAGUAAUAAUACCAUUGUAGUGACGAAUCCGAUGAGUGUCAGUGUACCGAAUUUAACCACAGAAUCAAAUAGCCAGAUUGAACCUACAUCGACAGCAGUUUUGAAUUUCUCAGGUCUGCUGGAAACGUUUGCAGCAUUAGCUCGAAGGCGUACAUUAGCUUCAGUAACAUCAUCAAAUACAUCAAGUACCAACCCGAAUAAUCCUCAAAAUGUCAACAAUGCCCAAAACAACCAAAACAGCAGUUCACUGUUUCAACGUGCUCCGAAUUCCGUAUCUAGUUUAGUCCGUCUAGCGUUAUCGAGCAAUUUCCCUAGUGGUUUAUUAAGCACAGCACAGAGUUAUCCUAGCUUAUCGUCCAGUUAUAAUCCAGGUAACCCAGCAGGAGGCAUAUCUACCACUGCUGGUGCUGUUCAAGGACUAAGUCAAGCCCUUACAAUGAGCCUAACGUCUACAAGCAGCGAUAGUGAACAAGUGUCUCUAGAAGACUUUUUAGAAUCGUGUAGGGCACCGACAUUGUUAGCGGAGUUGGACGAUGAUGAAGAAAUGGGAGAAGAUGAUGACAACGAUGAUGACGAAAACGAAGACGAUCAUGAUUAUGAAGAAGUUAUGGUAUCAAGAAAUUUGUUAUCGUUCAUGGAGGAGGAAUCAUUUGAAGCUAGACCAACUAAGAGACGAUCUUGGGAUGAUGAAUUUGUAUUGAAGAGACAAUUUUCAGCGUUAAUACCAGCUUUCGAUCCCAGACCUGGUAGGACCAACGUUAAUCAAACAACUGAUCUGGAAGUUCCACCACCGGGUCAAAAUGAAACUCCUGCUAUAUCUGAACAUGAACUGCUUCCACAACCCAAAUUGCAGUUGAUAUUGAAAGGUCCAAAUAUGCCUGGAAUUGCUGACGUAGAAAUCGAAUUGACUGAUCGUUCGUGGACAAUAUUUAGAGCUGUUCAAGAAUUAAUGCAAAUGACUGAAUUCAAUUCAAAACUAGAAAAACUUAGAAGAAUUUGGGAGCCGACAUAUCUUAUCAUAUACAGAGAACUGAAAGAUGACAUUAGUUAUGAUACAGAAGAAGGUAGAGCCACACCGGUAGCAACACAAUUUUCUCGAAGCGGAAGUAGUUCUGUAGCUGGUACAACUCUUUCUCCGAGCACUCCAAUACCUGGAACUCCUUCUGUAUCAAAUUGUACAGUCGAAGAUGUUCUGCAACUCCUAAGGCAUCUUUUUGUAAUCACAACAUCCAAAGAAAAUGAUCUCAAAAUAUUUGAAAACUCUGAUAUACCCGCAGAGGAAUAUUCCAGUAAAAAGCUCACAAAUAAAUUGCUGCAACAAAUACAAGAUCCCUUGGUACUUUCCAGUUCAAGUUUACCAGCAUGGUGCGAAGAGCUCAACCAUUCUUGUCCAUUUUUGUUCCCGUUCGAAACAAGACAAUUGUAUUUCAAUUGUACUGCCUUUGGUGCUUCACGAAGUAUCGUUUGGUUACAAACACAACGAGACGUUACAAUGGAACGACAAAGGACGCCGGGUCUUUCGCCUAGAAGAGACGAUCCGCACGAAUUUAGAGUUGGAAGAUUGAAACACGAAAGAGUUAAAGUGCCUAGAGGAGAGCAACUGUUCGAUUGGGCCAUGCAAGUUAUGAAGAUUCACGCCAAUAGAAAAUCCAUUUUAGAAGUAGAAUUUGCUGAAGAAGAAGGAACAGGUUUGGGCCCCACGCUCGAAUUUUACGCAUUAGUAGCAGCAGAAAUACAAAGGCGCGAUUUAGGUAUGUGGAUAUGUGAUGACGAAGCCAUAAGCCUAAAUGAGCCAGUAGAUCUUGGAGAAGGUAUGAAACCACCAGGAUAUUAUGUACGAAGAUCAUCAGGCCUUUUCCCAGCUCCUUUACCGCAAAGUUCUGAAGCUUGUGAUAAAGCCGUGAAACAUUUCUAUUUCCUUGGAGUAUUUUUAGCAAAGGUUCUUCAGGACAAUCGUCUGGUUGACUUGCCUUUAAGCAACAGUUUCUUGAAAUUGAUGUGUCAUGGAGAAAUUCAAAAUACAGUCAAUGAAAGAAUAGGUUUCGCUGGUAUCAAAAAACCGGCUGAAGAAGAUAUAAUGACAUCUAGUUUUAUAUCUGAAGAAAGUGAAAAAGAAUUAGAACUCGAUCCGCCAAAGUUAAUAACGGAAGAAAAGAGGCCUUGGUAUUACAAUAUUUUAGGAGAAGAAGACUUGUACGAUAUAGAUCCGAUAAGAGCUAGUUUUCUGAAACAAAUUCGCGAAUUGAUCAAACAAAAACAGAAAAUCAUUCAAAAUCACGCUUUAACGCCGGAACAAAGAAGCCACCAGAUACAAAAUUUAUCUUUAAAUCAUUCAUCUGGAGCAGUACCUUUAGAAGAUUUAGCUUUAACGUUUGCAUAUUUGCCCAGUUCUAGCAUAUAUGGAUUUUCGAGUGUAGAUUUAGUUCCUAAUGGUGCUGAUAUAGAAGUUAAUCUCGAUAAUGUAGAAGAAUACGCGGAAUUGACUACAGCGUUCUGUUUAGAUAAGGGUGUAGCUAGACAAUUGGAAGCUUUCAAUAAAGGAUUUUCCUUAGUCUUUCCUAUUGAAAAACUGGCAGCGUUUAGUCCCGAUGAAAUGCGCAUUAUGUUAUGCGGUGAUCAAAAUCCGGAAUGGACAAUGGAAGAUCUUCUUAAUUAUACUGAACCCAAGCUAGGAUACACAAAGGAUAGUCCUGGAUUUUUGAGAUUUGUCAAUGUACUUGUAAAUAUGUCGCCGGAAGAAAGAAAAGCCUUUUUGCAGUUUACGACUGGAUGUAGUUCGCUACCUCCCGGUGGUUUAGCAAAUCUGUAUCCAAGAUUAACGAUAGUUAGAAAAGUUGAUGCUGGUGAAGGUUCUUAUCCUUCAGUAAAUACCUGCGUACAUUACCUAAAAUUGCCUGACUAUCCCACAGAAGAAAUAUUAAGGCAAAGGCUAUUAGCAGCUACUAAAGAAAAAGGUUUUCAUUUAAAUUGAAUAGAAUAUUCCACAUCUUAGCCACGUUGAUUUGUCCAAUUAGUCAUCAGCUCUUCACAUGUACGAGCUUAAUUGCUUUACUAUAAACUAUUUAUAUAUAAAAAAAAAACUUCAUUUGUGAUUAUAGAGGGACAGUCAACGAUUUAAAUUAAAAUUUGUAUUAUUUCUUUUAAGCUAUUAUUGUGUAAUAUUAGAUCAAAAUGAAACUUAUCGAAAGUACUGAGAAUUUUUGUAUUUAUAAUCUUGAAAUUAUAUGAAACUUUUCAAAAGUAUUUAAAAAAAAACUAUCAAUAUGAAAGGCGUCUCUUGUUAAAAAUAUCGAGUUCGCUUAAUGAUCUUAGAGUGAUAUAGAUUUUAAUUGUGACCAAAUUUUUGAUUGUUAGAAUUUAUGUCUAUGGGGGGGAGGGAGUAUUUUUUGUGAUUUUUGUAAAUUAUAUGUAUAUUUGUUAUAAUGGCUAUCGAUUAAGUAUCAUUUACCAGAUUUUUCUCUUUAUUAUGAAUAGAAAAAUAUUCUGUAAUAAAAACACAGAAUAAAUAACUUGAAAAUCAUGAUAAUAACACAGCUAGCGCUAUGGACUAAUAAAAUGAUCUUAUAAUUGAGAAUAAACUAUCUUUUGCAGAACAUAAGCUUUUUCUCACAAAAUCGAACAAUUAGAGCAAAUUACCGGUCUUUUUAUAUGUUCCUGCUAUUAAGUUUCCAUUUUACUUUAUCUAAAACAUUUUUUCUCAGCCUUUGAACCCAUUUAUUAUGCUUUUGCAAGGAAAAAGAGGAUUCGCUUAUUAUAUUGUCAGUGUAAAUAUUUGUUUGUGAAUUGUUCUGUCAAUCUAAACAUUUGUUUGAGGAUUGUUUUGUGUUUAUAAACGUUUGCAGAUUAUUUUAUGAGUGUGAAUAUUUUGUUAUAUGAUCAAACUCAUAAUGAAAUUUUGACUUCUAAUAAAACAAUCUACUAUUGAGCCUCAGGAACGAUAUAAUUUUCUCCGUUCAAUAAUCAUUAACAGACAUAAAUCACCCCUUGAUUACACAAAAUAAAAUUUCAGAGUCGAGUGCAUGGCUUCCAACUGCCAUAAAACAAUUUCCAUUAGGAUUUCAUUCAUAGUUGAGUCACGUUCUUUGAUGACAUACACAAAAUUGAGCCAGCAGAAAAGAGGACGAAAUGUGGGAUCCCCUAAGCCAACUCAACGAUUCGCGCCAUAAUACUUAAGUGAAAAACGGAUGCUAUUGUUAUAUACUGACGAUACGGACUAGAUGUGGGAAUUAUUGUAUGAUAUAGCAGAGGCUGACAAGAAUAUUUUUCAUUAAAAAAAAUUGGGGCUAGGUAUAAAAUUACCUUUCUUAGAUGUAACUUAUAUUCUCGUUGAAAUAAGCUAUUUAAUACUUUUUCUACAUACAGAUACUUUCAGUUUUUAGUACAGGUAUUAAGACAAAAUGUAGAAUUUCUUCAUAAUUAGCUAUUUUUUUGUUACAAAAUUCGAACAAAUUUAUUAUAAUAUUCCACUUUCUAGAACUUCAGAACCAAAUUUAAAAUCAUAUUCCCUUUACAAAUGGGCAAAGACACAUUUAGGAGUACCAGCAGAAACAAAAGGCAGAGAAAGGAGAAGCCUUUGCCCCUUGGCCACAAUAUUUCAAACAUCCUAUUUCAGAUAUUUUGUGAGGAAAAAAAUGUAUAUGCAUAUCAUUGUGCUUGUUUAUUUUUUCUCUAGUUUUUGACCCAAAUCAAUAUUUUCGUCCAAUCAAUAGAUACUUUCUAAAUAUAUCGAUAACACCAUUUUUUCUUUGCCUCUUCUGUUUUCAUUGUUUAUUUUUUUUUGUCUCACAUAACCUGUCCCUUCUUGUACUUUCUUCUCUGUUUUAAUAUUCUUUUACUGAUUGUUUUAGCAGGGAAACAAUGUAUUUGCAGUUGUUUUGUUUGCUUAUUACUUUAUCAUUGUUAGAUUUUUGCAGAUUUGUUCACAUGAUGAUUUGGGGAUUGUUUUAUCGGAGUAAAUAUUUGUUAUUUGAUUAAUUGAACAAUAACUUACAGAAACCAUUUCUGAUUGAAAUCAAUUAAAAUUUCAUCAAAUGAAAUAAGGACAUCGCAUCUCCGCUCAAAUAGUGUCAAAAGUCAAAAAAAAUUUGAAAAUCUCUUCCACUGAAUUGGUGCUAGAAAACUUGAAAAUUUUAUUUCAAAUAAUGUCAUAUAGUUACUAUUGUGGUAACCUUGUCAGUUUUUAAUUUAUAAUCCGAAAAGUGAGAAUCGAAGUUAGAUUCAAUUUCAAACGCUUAUUACUAGAUAGAUUGUGUUUUUGACACUAUUUGAACUGGUGCGAUAUGCCUGUUUUACUUUGCCUAUUUUGUUGUCAUUUAUAAUACGUGCUCUUGAUAUCUUUUCAACGCUUUUUGUGGUCCUUUAAUAAAUAUAUCUUUUUAUGUUUCACGUAUCCAAAUGAAGUUCUUGACGUGAUAAGAAUUACAGGAUCAAGAAAUUUCGAAUUUUCCAAAUCAUUUUGGUUUUUUUUUCUUUAUUUGAAAAAUGCUUUUUGUAAUAAAGAGAAAAUCAAGGUUAUUAAUUUUAUCAUCACCUGAUACACCAGGUAAAUUGAAAGAAAUGCAAAUAAAUGUUCGUUAUUAAUAACGAACAAGAAUAAAAGGAAUAUAUUUAUAACUACCUGAAAGGUCAUGUUUAUAAAGAACCCAGUAUUUUUCUUUCAACAGAUAAGUAUCAAUUUUAUAUGAAAAAUGAAGCGCCGGAGAAUUUUUGAUUUUUUUGUUCUUUUUGGGUUUAAAUGGCUUAAAAGGAGAAUCGACUGCUAUUCAUAGUAGUCUUAAGUUUGUUAGGUAUUUGUUUAAUUGUAGUUUAUAGUCAUACUGGGCAAGACAAGACGGACGUUAUAAAUGCACAUUAUUUUUUUUGUGGGAACUUUUGGUUUACAUUUUUACUUCUUGCUUGGAACUAUUUUCUGCUAGACACUACUUUAAAUAUUUGUAGAGAGACAUGUCUGUAUAUGUAUUAGAUGUUAAAAACAUAAUAUCAAUAAAAACUCUCUUUAAA
Messenger RNA from Diorhabda carinulata, 11339 nucleotides. It is a transcript of the gene Ufd4, whose product is annotated as E3 ubiquitin-protein ligase HECTD1. Gene Ontology annotation, cellular component: nuclear speck. The coding region runs from base 487 to 8310 and encodes 2607 amino acids. The record is from RefSeq and is a predicted model, not a curated record. Gene Ontology annotation, molecular function: ubiquitin protein ligase activity; metal ion binding; protein binding. NCBI's taxonomy places the organism in Eukaryota, Metazoa, Arthropoda, Insecta, Coleoptera, Chrysomelidae. The transcript has 19 exons. Gene Ontology annotation, biological process: proteasome-mediated ubiquitin-dependent protein catabolic process; anatomical structure development; protein K63-linked ubiquitination.